AUGGCCAUGCCAUGGUCGUCGCAGCCAGUGGUCAUACCUACUGCGCACAGUGCAAUAUGGGCGGCACAGUUGUGGCCGCCCCAGAAGCUUUGCGCGUCUUCAGGCCAGCGGACGACUUGGACGACUUGGAGAAGUACCCGGGGUAAGGUGGCCCUGAAAGCCCAAAACCUCCGGCGAGGCUUCAAGGUGAACAAGGAGUACAAAGGCUCCCACUCCUACGGCACCAUCAGCCAGGAGGAGAUGGAGGAAGCCGCGCGCAUUCGGAGCCGCUACGAUGAAGACUUUGCCUCGGUCAAGAAGGCAGAGGCCAAGAAGUCCAAGGCCCGGAAGAGGCUCCUGUUGAAGAGAUUGCGGCCGAGCUUUCAGGAGUACCAGGAGGACGAGAUUGAGGAGAGAGGAGAGGAGUCCGCAGAGGCAGCUUCAGAGGAUGCCGAGGACGAUCCUGGCCGAUCCACGCCGUCCACCCCGGUCUCGCGAUCCCGGGAGGCUGGCGGAGGAGCCCUGCGGUCCAAGCCGGUGGCCUCAUGGAAGACCUCCUGGGAAGGCUGGCCUGCUCCAAUGGACCUCUCUUCAGCACGGAAACUGGCUUCGUCGCUGGGCGCCACCUCUAGUGCUCGAAGAGCUUCCGGCAGGGUGUUGCAGGCCGCCGCGCGCGCGCUGGUCGAGGCACAGGAACAUCUGGGAGCCGCACAGCUGCUCCUGGAGCUCCGGGAUUUCGGCGUCGAGCGCGAGGUGCUGGACCGGCGCCUCACCCCUUCAGAGGCGGAGCAGCUCUUCGACGAGGCGGCCGUGCGUUUGGGCCAUGCCUAUUUGAAUGCCAACCUUUGGGGCAACGCCUGGGAGGCGUUGAUCGCCGCGUGCGCCCAGCCGCGCUUGUCCCAGCCGCUGGCCUCCUGGGCGCUGUCGGGCCUGGCCUCCGCGGCGGAGCGCGGCUGUAAAGCGGCGACGGAGCCCCUGCGGCAGGUGGAGCUGCUGCAAGGAGCUCUGGAUGCCGAGGCGGUGUGGGGCGCGUUGCCCCGCGAGCGGCGCGAGGGCUUGGAAAUCUAUAUGGCCCUCUCUUUGGAGAAGAUCGGGCGUGUGAAGGAGAGCAAGGCACUCCUCACGCGGAUCGCACAGCAGGGCAGCGCCGAGCGGAGGCAGCAGGCCGAGUGGGCCUUGCUGGUCCAGGACGCGGAGUCGCCCACGGCGACGGCCGAGGGUCGAGAGAUGCGGCAGAUCUGGGACCAGGUGGCGCCAACCACCUCGACGUCGUUGCGGAGUGGCCGCACGGGUGCGGCCAUGGGUGGCCAGGGCCGCCGCAAAGCUGACGGUUUGGACGGGGCUUGGCCAGUCCUUGCGAUGUUGCUGUUGGCGCUGCCGCUAGCGGUCCCUUUGCUUCUGAUUGGCCGCUGA
Messenger RNA from Durusdinium trenchii, 1392 nucleotides. The record is from the annotation of a GenBank genome assembly. NCBI's taxonomy places the organism in Eukaryota, Dinophyceae, Suessiales, Symbiodiniaceae.